AUGGAUUCUUCGUGGAGCGUGGAGGGCCUAGAAGGGAUCACAACCUGGACCAUAGAUCACAACCAGCUACUUCCAUACCACCUUCAACUCGCCGCCAAGACCUUUCCUCACCUCACUGGACUCUCGCUUCUCUCCGUUGGUGAGGAAGCCUACGAGGGACUUGUCCACUUCCCUUGCCUCACCCGCCUUUAUCUCAGUUGGGAGGUUGUAUCCGCAUUUCCGUUGGACAAACUCGACAUGCCAAAUCUCAAGUGGCUACAUAUUGAAAUUGGAACAGUCGAAGGGCUCGAAUACGCAGAUGCGUUCAUGAGACGCUACGGUCCAAAUCUUAUAGGAUUGCAGGUGUCCACCUCCGACUUCCUCUACUCCAACCCGACCCUUCCUGGGGGUCUAUUUGCCCUCUGCGAAAACUUGGAAGUUCUAAGCAUCCCAAUCUCGAAAUUGGAUGCGGCACCUCGUCCGACUGAACCAGGAGCAAUCCCACAUGCUCAUCUUCGCCAUCUCAUGUUCAUUUUUCAAUGUCCAAUAGGCGGCAAGAAGGUGCAACAACAUGCGGCAUCCUUCCCGACGGAGGCAUUCCCGAACUUGAAGAAGGUUACGAUGAUAGGAGAAGAGCCUAAUACUCAUAUCUCUUUGGGAAGAAGUCUACACAGUCUGUGGGAGGUUCCUGAGCCGCUAGAUAAACCAAUGUUGGUACACGAGGUUGCAGUCGCGUCCUUUCCUCAUGCGUUUGUUGAGCUAGUCGUCGAGCGGGAUUAA
Molecule: messenger RNA, 759 nt
Organism: Serendipita indica DSM 11827
Lineage: Eukaryota; Fungi; Basidiomycota; Agaricomycetes; Sebacinales; Serendipitaceae
Source: the annotation of a GenBank genome assembly